UACUUCGUGGGCGGGCUGCUGCAGUUCCAGCUGCACCGCGCGCUUUGCACCGCCGCGGGCCAGUGGGACCCCCUGAGGCCCGACGCGCGCCCGCUGCACCAGUGCGACAUCUACCGCAGCGCCGCCGCCGGCGACAUCCUCAAGCGCCUGAUGGCGGCGGGGUCGUCGGCGCCGUGGUCGGAGGCGCUGUACGCGGCCACGGGCCAGCCGCGCCUCAACGGCUCGGCGCUGCGCGACUUCUUCCGCCCGCUGGAGGAGUGGCUGCGGCAGGAGAACCUGCGCACCGGGGAGUUCGUCGGAUGGGUCUACGAUGGUGACUACUGCCGCACGAGUCUGGAGACAGCUGGGCUCCAAGUGCGAGGAGGCUACUACAACCGAGGCCCUCGAGGGGCUCUCCUUGCUCCGACACUUCUCCUCGCCCCGCUGCUGCUGGCACUUCUGCUGCUGCGACCGCCGGCCUAGGAAAAACCCCUUCUCGCAUGCAACCCUGCCUCGGCAACUACAAGUCACUUCUCCGAAGAUCCAAAACGUUUCUUGCGCACCCGUCUUGAGACAGAGCAGGUGGGAAUGGUAGCUGUUGGAACUUGUUGAAGUGGGUGUGUUGUAGGAGGUGGAAGUGUAGAGACUUGUGACUGUCCAGUGUAUGUGAAUGUUUUUAAUUAUUUUGUAUUAUAUUUGUACAUCAUGUAGUGAAAUGCAAACUAGCGAUGAUGUGAGGUUUGGGACGACGUAACGAAAGUAUAGUGCUUGUUUACUUGGAGAAAAAUAACACGACACACUAAUAUGUAAAGUGAAAAGAAUUAAUGUUAUUUUGUGCCAUUUUGUACAUAUAAUAUUCGCAUUUGUAUUUGUAAUUGAAAAAAUGCUUGCAUUAUAUGUAUUAGAUAGUUGUGUGAGCUACGUUCUAAAUCAGUUCCUUAUUGAAGAGAAGAUAAACGUAGCACGUAGUACACACACUAAAAAUACAAAACUACUAAUUGACUAACGGAUUGUAUAAUGUAGCAUAGACGCGGGUUCGCUUUAAGGUUAUGUCGUCCCAACACCUUCAUAUUUUGGUCAGUGCUCGCGCACUGAGCACCGAAUCGAAUUGCACGUACCUUUGCUUCAGAAACUGAAGUGCCCCAAUUGGGUGCGUUGGUGAAACAGAGAAGUAAUUUUUACUAAUGUGUGAAUAAUCAUAAUGUAUGUAUAUAAAAUUAGCGUUUAAUAUAUAAAAAUAUAAUAUAUAAUAUUUAACAAUCAUGUAUCAUUCACACACAAUAAGUUGGACGAUAAAUAGAACAAUUGGGAUAAAAUAUUUUGAUAAACACUUGUAAUGCCGCAAUUCCUCAGCAAAAAGAAAGGAAAAUGUAUCUUUGAAGAAUUUUAGAAUGGGGGACUAAGCUAUUUGUGCCAACAAUAUAAAUUAUCAAAUUUUAUUCUCAAAAUGCCAACGCAGAUGAAGAGUUACAAAACCUAUGUAUCUUGUCACUUCCUUUUGCUAUAAUCAGCAUAAAAAGUUGUUGCCAUUGCUUACUACAGAAUUGUAGUAAAAGAUAGCUUUUGUCAUUUUUCCUGAAGUUAUGUUUUUUGUCACUAAGAUGUCAUAGCCCCGACAUCCACUAUUUAUAAUUAAAUACCCAACAAUGUUCUUUAAUUAUUCGAAAACUGAUGAUAAAAUGUGAUAUCGAUAAUAUUUCACAUUUUGAUAACGAGUUACGAAUUAUUUUACAUUAAAAAAGAAACUAAUUACAUGAGUUGAAAUAAAAAAGCACAAAAG
Messenger RNA from Gryllus bimaculatus (two-spotted cricket), 1759 nucleotides. Lineage: Eukaryota; Metazoa; Arthropoda; Insecta; Orthoptera; Gryllidae. The record is from the annotation of a GenBank genome assembly.